AUGGGUGGUGUGGUGUUGGGGGGGGGGGGAUGGGGGGGGGUUGUUUUGGGGGGGGGGGGGGGGGGGGGGGGGGGGGGGGGGGGGGGGGGGGGGGGGGGGGGGGGGGGGGGGGGGGGGGGGGGGGGGGGGGGGGGGGGGGGGGGGGGGGGGGGGGGUGGGGGGGGGGGGGGGGGGGGGGGGGGGGGGGGGGGGGGGGGGGGGGGGGGGGGGGUGGGGGGGGGGGGGGGGGGUUUGUUGGGAGAAGUGUGUGUGAGGCUGAUGAGUAUUAAAUAG
Messenger RNA from Dicrocoelium dendriticum, 273 nucleotides. NCBI's taxonomy places the organism in Eukaryota, Metazoa, Platyhelminthes, Trematoda, Plagiorchiida, Dicrocoeliidae. The record is from the annotation of a GenBank genome assembly.